Molecule: messenger RNA, 6163 nt
Organism: Fukomys damarensis (Damara mole-rat)
Lineage: Eukaryota; Metazoa; Chordata; Mammalia; Rodentia; Bathyergidae
Gene: Rapgef5
Product: Rap guanine nucleotide exchange factor 5
Exons: 25
Coding region: 100-2358 (752 amino acids)
Biological process (GO): positive regulation of GTPase activity; Ras protein signal transduction
Cellular component (GO): plasma membrane
Molecular function (GO): guanyl-nucleotide exchange factor activity
Source: RefSeq, a predicted model, not a curated record
UCAAGAAGAAUUUCCAAUCCAUACCUUGAACAUGCUUCUUCCCAGAUUUACGGAGAGAAUUCUUCUUGUGCAGGAAGAGCGUUGAGGAAUAUUAUUAUCAUGCAGGCAGCCGACCUGGUAAAGGACAGAGUGAACCUUAAGGGGUUUUACAGAGCUAUGGCCAUAGGGGUCUGGCAGCUCCUAUUGGACAUGGGGAUCAUGUCAUCAGUGGACCAACACCUCUACUUUCAAGAUAAUUACGUUUUCUAUCAGUUUUCAUCUGAUGAAUGUAGCUACUUGUAUUGUGAAUUUGAAAGAGAAGAAGAAUGGCAAAAUGGUGUCAAACUUCUGCUACAGCUUGUGCCUCUCAUUCCUGCCAGAGCUGGCAUCUGUGAACUGUCUCAUCAGAAAAUUGAAGAUUCUGAAGAAAGCAGUGAUGAAAUCCUUGCUCGUCUAACAUCUGCGGUGCAGAGAGAACUAGCAGCUGUUAUUGCUUUGAAAGCAAAGAAGUCUGCACUUGAGCAAGAUGACGAAAACAAUGACAAACAUGUACCUGUAACAGAAGCUGAAGGUGUACCAAAUUCUCAGGCUGGUGUGAUGUGCAAGCUUCAAGAGAGAGAUGACAUUGGACGCAUUGAACUGGUCCAGAAGCUGGCAAGAGAAAACUGUCAGUUUUUGCAGACAGACAGAAAAGAAUCGGAGAAGUCUGAACACCAAGAUGAUGAAGUGACGACUCUGCAGGUUAAAGAGCAGGACCACACCAUCCUGGUGCUGAGGAAAGUGCAGGGCUGUGGCCCAGCCCCCGCCGCCGCCGUGAGCGCAGAGAGCGAUUGGAGAUACGUGGUGGUGUCCGGGACCCCGGAGAAGAUCUUGGAGCACCUUUUGAAUGACUUGCACCUGGAGGAAGUCCAGGACAAAGAAACAGAGACUCUCCUUGAUGAUUUUCUUCUCACGUACACUGUCUUCAUGACGACUGAUGACCUGUGCCAGGCGCUGUUAAGGCACUAUUCUGCUAAAAAGUAUCAAGGCAAAGAAGAAAAUUCAGAUGUUCCUUGUAGGAAACGUAAAGUCUUGCAUCUGGUUUCCCAGUGGAUUGCUCUGUACAAAGACUGGCUACAUGAGGAUGAACAUUCAAAAAUGUUUUUAAAGACCAUAUAUAGGAAUGUCCUGGAUGAUGUCUAUGAAUAUCCAAUACUUGAAAAAGAGUUAAAAGAAUUUCAAAAGAUACUUGGAAUGCAUCGUCGUCACACUGUAGAUGAAUAUUCACCACAAAGGAAGAAUAAAGCCCUUUUCCACCAAUUGAGUCUCAAGGAGAACUGGCUCCAGCACAGAGGAACUGUGACGGAAACAGAGGAAAUUUUUUGCCACGUGUAUAUAACUGAGCACUCCUAUGUCAGUGUGAAGGCAAAGGUUUCCAGUACAGCCCAGGAGAUCCUGAAGGUCGUAGCGGAAAAGAUCCAACAUGCAGAAGAGGAUCUAGCUCUGGUGGCCAUCAUGUUCUCUGGGGAAAAGCAUGAGCUUCAGUCAGAUGACUUAGCCAUCUCCAAAUCCUUUGAGGCAUCUGGUCGGAUAUUUGUCUACCGGAAAGACCUGGCGGACACAUUGAACCCUUUUGCAGAAAAUGAGGACUCACAGCAAAGGUCAGUGAGAAUUUUGGGAAUGAACACUUGGGAUCUUGCUCUGGAAUUGAUGAAUUUUGAUUGGAGUCUCUUCAAUUCAAUUCACGAGCAAGAGCUGAUCUACUUCACGUUCAGCAGACAGGGAAGCAGCGGGGAGCACACUGUGAACCUCAGCCUCCUGCUCCAGAGAUGCAAUGAAGUCCAACUCUGGGUGGCCACCGAGAUUCUGCUUUGCAGCCAGCUGGGCAAGCGGGUGCAGCUGGUGAAAAAAUUCAUCAAAAUCGCAGCUCACUGCAAAGCCCAGAGAAACCUGAAUUCUUUCUUUGCUAUCGUGAUGGGUCUCAACACUGCUUCUGUCGGCCGACUGUCACAGACCUGGGAGAAAAUCCCUGGCAAGUUUAAGAAACUUUUCUCUGAACUCGAAAGUUUAACAGAUCCUUCCUUAAAUCACAAAGCCUACAGAGAUGCAUUCAAAAAGAUGAAGCCGCCAAAAAUCCCUUUCAUGCCCUUAUUGCUUAAAGAUGUAACAUUUAUUCAUGAAGGAAAUAAAACGUUUUUGGAUAAUCUUGUCAACUUUGAAAAACUGCACAUGAUUGCAGACACCGUGCGAACCCUGAGACACUGCAGAACUAACCAGUUUGGAAGUGACAUGUCUCCAAAGGAGCACCGCGAGCUGAAGUCCUACGUUACCCACCUGUAUGUCAUGGACAGCCAGCAGGCCCUGUUCGAGCUCUCCCACAGGCUCGAGCCGCGGGCAUGAGCCUCCCCGCACCUCCUGUGACUGCUGCACUUCGAGCCACCGGAAGGUCUCUGCCCAGCGCGUUGCUUCCUGUGAGAAAAGAAGUUGCUGAGUUUUAUCAGUGCAUCGCAAGACGUGCACAGGAAAGGCAGCCAGAGUGUGUUCAGGAAGUGAUGUCAGCCACCAGGGAUGGGAGGGGCCCCUCCACGACGCUCUUGGAGCGAGAAGGCAGAAAGAGCCGGCAGCGUUCUUGGAACAGAGAGGCCUGGUUUCUUAUCAUCACGUUGUUGAUCCUGUGCAGGUUUCAGUUGCGAUGUGCCAGCUCUGACAGGAGAAAGCAGCCUGACACACAGUGAACAGAUAUUUCAGUAUGAGCGUGGCUGCAGCAGGAAGACAGAUUCCUGCCUUUUGGCCAUCAGAGGACUGGGAACUCCCAAAGACAGGGAGGGCAUCUCUAGAUCUCCAGGCAAGGGAACUCUCUCUCCAUCCGAACUCUUGACACCACAAAAACCAUGUGAGUCUGGGGAGUUGAGGACUAGUAACUGGCAGUCUUGCCGCACUGUGCGGACUUGAAAUGUCAAGGCACACACUUCUCUGCAUCCACAAUCGCUUACAAUGUAUGCUUGCAGGUGAAGUUAGCGUCUCUGCAGCUGAUCUGCUUCUAUAGGCAAGGUAGCCAUAGUUGCUUUGCCAAUAAGGAACAAUAGUAGUCUUUAAGCAGUCAACUCAUUUAAUUCUUAUGGAUUUUCUUUUAUGUAUGUGAGCACACUCUUAUUUUUCCACUGGGCAUAAUAUGAUUUUCUGUAAAGGCACAGUACCUAAUACACUGUGGGCUCUCUGAAACCACUCGUGGAAAUGAGAAUCACAGAUCUUUGUGUUCUGUGUUAGAUGAUGCCCUAGUAAUUUGCAGCCCUCAGGCAGGCACCCUGCCCACUGGAUGGAGAGCAGCCAGGUGAGGGAGAGAUUGCGUGUGUGAGGCGCUUAACAGUAACAAGCGCGAGAUCAUAGGAGAGUGGGGAUUACCAGUGUCAGGGCAGGUGAAAGUGCCCAGAAAUACCCAGACAUCUGACUUACAUCGGAGAGUCCUCUGGAGGCCUGUAGUCUGCUUCCUAUGCAAAGCAGAAAGUCUUGGUGUAAUUCACCUUCUUGCUAUUUGCCUCAAAGUCUCAGUUUUCUAAGUCUUUCUUAUUCCCAUUUUUACAAGUUGAGCCUCCUAUAGCAAGUAAGACUUCUUGGUCUUCUCACAGACUGGGUAGAGGGUUUCCCUCAGCCCUCAGAUGAACAAAAGAGGCUGUGAUUUAAAAUAAUCCAGUCCUUCCUGCUAGCUAAGUACUUGUCACUGUCUAAAAUGCAAGGUCCUGCUCCUCUCUAAAAUGCAGUCCUUCGGUUUGUAGCCAUGUGAACCAUGCUGUGCUUCUCACCUUUCCUGCUCAUUGGUUUGGUGGAUAGGAACCCGUGCAGACCUGUUUCCUUUCUGUCUCAUUAGCACCUCAUUCAUCCUCCUUACUGCGGCGUAUCCAUGGCUUCUGACACCUUUCCCGCGGUGCUGACUCUGGGCUCAGGGACCACAGUGAGCUUGAGACACUGCUGGAACGAGCCAUGUGGAAAGCAUUUCUGAUGGGACUUUGCAGAGAGACUCCGUCUGGCUCAGCACAUAAAACUUCAUCCCUGAAAGUGUGUAGGGUUCUAAAGGAACCCUCCAUCCACAGCUGGUCCACUCAGAGAAAUGCUUCGUACCAUUGGUAAUAGAAUGAGGCCUGUUGGAGGAGGACAGAGCCGUAGAAUCAGGAAAGAGACUUUCCUGAUGGCCGGUCGAGCUCUCAGAAAGCCCUCCCCUUGGCAGUUACUGAGAAUAGCAUAGGCUUACAGCACAGGCGCCUGUGUGUGUCUUUUCUUCAAGCUAGUGAUCAGGGUUGCACUGGUGCAAUCACAUAAGGCCGUUUUGACAUCAUCUGUGUUUUACAAUUUAUUUAUUUAUGUUAGAUAUGCAUUGCCUCAAGUACAGCAUUGCCUUUAAAGGACUAAUUUUGAAUGGAAAUCUAUUUAAGGUGAGCACAUGAUGCUCAGACCCCAGUUCAGAUAUGUAAACUUGGCCCCCACAAAGCCACUUGUACAUUGUGCUUGAACACAUUUUGGGUGGCUCUUAGUGUGUCCUGCAGUGCAUUAAGUGGACAGGGGCUGGGAGAAAGUGGUGCUUGUUGACCUUUUGCUUGAGAGUAAAGGGAAGGGAGGAUUUUGUUUGUUUUAGAUUUGCUUUACCAUCCGUGUCUUCUGAACAUCUCAAACCUUUCAGCUUUUCUGAAACUUAACAACUCUUUCUAGAGAUUUCUGAGACAGAAUUUUGCUACACAGAAAGUUCUUGCUGAGGUCCCCCAGCUGUCUGUCAGUGAACAGGCCAGGGCUGGGCCUGUGCAUGCCUUGCUGGUCAGGAUGGGCCCAUUCCCUCUCCAGAUGCUCCCCAAGGCCUCUUCAGAAUCCACUUGAUUCUGACUAGAAGGGUAGACUGGGACAUGUCUAACCCCUUUCCCCACUAGCCUUUGGAAUUUUUAUAGUUGCAGCAAAUCUCCAUGCACAGACACUUUCACAUGGGUCUUUCUGUUAUAGCACAAUUCUCCAGUAAGUCCUGUGGCCUUUGGAUGCAUUGGCAUCGCAGGAAGCCAGCCCUGCCUAGAAGUUAGUGCGGGAUGGUAGAACACACAUUCCUGUUGACAAAAUUGCAACCUUUCCUUUUUUCCCCCAAUUAUUGUGUACACAUUUGCAGAUGUUCCAUAGACUACAUGUUUUAAAUUCUCUGUCAUGGGCUAUAUAAUUGCCAAAUGGUUAUAGUGAUGCAUAUUAUAACCUACAAUCACUUUUUUUCUAGUAUCCUUAAUUAUGUUUAGAAUAAAUUCAUUUUGCUAGACCAGUAUCCUCAAGCAGAUAGUGUGCACGUACAUGGAAUUUAGAAGCAUGAGAAGAAAGUGAGCACCGCAUGUCCGUGUGGGGAAGAAACAGAUGCAUGGGAGAGAGAAUGCUGGAGACGACUCCUGGCCCCUGGAGCUGGCCUUUCACGGCUGCCGGAAUCCCAGCCCUGCCGUUUUGCUGUGGCCAACAAACACAUACACUGCAAACCCAGAACUAUAUGGCACAACCAGUCCAAGCUUUUCAGAAACUGGGCAAAAAUAUUAAAAUUUGGAAGAUCGAGUCAACUGUAGUUGUCCGACACAAGAUUUAAUCUUAAUGCUUCACAGACAUAUUCUUAAAAUUUCAGCCUGCUUAUUAGUGAGCAAGGCCAGGUCUGCUCUUAGAAGAAAAAAAGUUUUUUAAAAUUGCCAAAAAGUUAGAUGAAAAUGUACUACUGUAUAAAGCAAAGCUGUAUAUACUAAACAUUUUUUAGCAGAGUAAUAUUUAUUUGCAUAGCCUAUUUAUUGUAUUCAUAUUAUACUGUUAUUAAAUAUUGGGAUGAAGUUGAUGACCAGAGGCAAGGAAUCUUGCCUUUUAAUGUACCAUCACUUAGGACUGCUGUGACAUUUUUGGCUUGCGUUAAACAUUAGAAGAUAGAAAACCCACAAUUGGGGUGUCUACCUAACUUCUCAGGGACUACACUUCACAGUUGUCAGCCAUUAUAAGACCUGGUAAAUAUGAAACGUUUGUUGAAUUACCAGAAUUGCCAUUGACAGUGUUUCGUUUCUCAUAGUUCAUGCUUUCUGCCUCUGUAUAUAUGACCCUGCUAUGUAUUUAUCAAAGCUAGUAAGCAAUAAUUUAUAUGUAAAAAUGGCCAAGCAAUAUAAGGUUAAUACUUAUAUAAGUAACUGUUACUUUAUCUUGUAUUUUCCAGUGUUUUUUA